CGAAGGUUACGCCCGUGACCGCGCCCGCUGCCACCGUCGCUACUGUGCCGGGCGCGCACCGCGCAGUAUCGCGCCGCACUUGCCGCUCCUCGGACCUGGGACCUCGGCGCUCGCGACCCCUUAGUGAUGUGCCUCUAGCCGAUCAUGUGCAGGCGACGAUUGUGUUUAGUGAGAGUGUGCGCGCGAGGCCUCAGGCGGCGCCGGCCCGCGCACCCCUAGCCUCCAGAACAUGUGGAACCUCCUGGCACUGCUAGGCGCGCUCGUCGCUCUCGGUGGCGGGGCCACUUUCGCGCCAAAUAAGGAGCUACUAGAGUGUGCAAGCCAGAUCCUGUACAUGAACCAGCACGCGUACAAGAUUCCUGAAAACUACAAUAGAAACAUUCCACCUGGUAAAAACACAACAGUUUACAUUGGAAUAAACGUCAAUCGAGUAUCAGGAGUUGAUGAGAACAAAGAGGAAAUAACACUGGACGUGUUCCUUCAAGUGUCAUGGGAGGAUGGUCAGCUGCAAAUCCCGCCGGGGAUGCCGUUCAUCGACCUGCCCUGGGAGUUCCGUCAGUUGAUUUGGACGCCAGACCUAUACAUCUGGCAAUUGCAGACCAUGAGGACUAUGUCCGUGUUGCAGGAGAUGGCCUCUCUCAGAAUCUAUUCAAACAGCACUGUAUCAGUUAAUAUAGGAGCUACUAUAACGAUCAAAUGCCAAAUGGACUUCGUUCUGUAUCCUCUCGAUGUGCAGAAAUGUGCCAUAGAUUUUGGUAGUUACAAAUACACAUCAGAGGACGUUCGUUUCGAGUGGCACGCCGGCGCCCCCUGGCGAGGGCUGGUGGGGAAACAGCGCAACCAGUUUCGGCUGCCGAAAUACGUGGUCACCUUCGUCACGGACAAAAGUAAUCAUAUUCGAAAUUUUGGUGAAGGAGAACAUUCAGCAGCUCGUCUGCAGAUCAAGCUGUCCCGGGAGCUGCGCAGCUACCUACUGGAGAGCUACCUGCCGUCGUCGCUGUUCGUCAUCAUAUCCUGGGGCAGCUUCUGCGUCAUCCCGGAGAUCGUGCCUGGCCGCAUGGUGCUGCUAGUCACCACACUACUCUCCCUCGUCACGAUGUUUGACACAGUCAGUACAAACUCGCCCGACGCACUGGAGUUAAAGUGUAUAGAAGUGUGGCUGAUCUCAUGCACGAUCUUCGUGUUCCUCGCGCUGUUAGAGUACUUCGUUGUAUUGUUUGGCAUCCGCUAUGACAAGAGCUGGAGUAAGCGACGCCAGGACCUACGCCGCGCGCACUCCGCUGCGCAGCUCGCGCCGCCCCCCCUACACGUGAACCAUUCACAGAGAAUGGGCACACCGGUGACAGGAACGCCUCAAGGCGGCGUCUUUUCACCGCAACUAAGCGUUGAGGACGAUGGCCUAAAGCAACAAUUCUCGCAUCAAACAAUACAAAGGGAUUCACCCAUACUAGAUACAAUGCCGCCGAGUGGGUCGUCCAGGGGUUUCAUGGCACGAGUGGCCACCAUGGUAGACCACGGCGUUAUGUUUUGUGGGGCCCAACAUGGGGCGCUCGACAAAUUCGCCCUCAUGCUGUUCCCAAUAUGCUUUUUUCUUUUUACCGUCAUUUACUGGACAACUUACCUUAGCGAAGCGCAUCGGGCAACUCUCGAGUAGUGACAGUGUGUAAAGACCUUAUUAUUAACUUAUGUGAACAGUGCCUAAACUUACCAAGUGAUAAAAACUAUUUUUGUAAAUAUUAGACAAAUUGCUAGUCCAUUUUUGAAAUUUAGGUCAUCCCUAAGGAAGUUAUAUUGAAGCAUGUAAAUGUCUAUACUUUUUAAGUUUUUUUUUUGUUAAUUUAAAGUGAGUGCAAUUAUUUA
This is a messenger RNA of Papilio machaon (common yellow swallowtail), 1860 nucleotides long. Its product is annotated as glycine receptor subunit alpha-2. Gene Ontology annotation, molecular function: extracellular ligand-gated monoatomic ion channel activity; neurotransmitter receptor activity; transmembrane signaling receptor activity. Gene Ontology annotation, cellular component: synapse; neuron projection; membrane. Lineage: Eukaryota; Metazoa; Arthropoda; Insecta; Lepidoptera; Papilionidae. The record is from RefSeq and is a predicted model, not a curated record. The coding region runs from base 230 to 1654 and encodes 474 amino acids. Gene Ontology annotation, biological process: nervous system process; chemical synaptic transmission; chloride transmembrane transport. The transcript has 10 exons.